Messenger RNA from Chlamydomonas reinhardtii, 4512 nucleotides. RefSeq lists its product as uncharacterized. The record is from RefSeq and is a predicted model, not a curated record. The transcript is spliced from 10 exons. The coding region runs from base 610 to 3534 and encodes 974 amino acids. Lineage: Eukaryota; Viridiplantae; Chlorophyta; Chlorophyceae; Chlamydomonadales; Chlamydomonadaceae.
GACCGGUCCGCCUUUUGUUGCAAGCUUCUCAGCAAGUCGCCACCUUGCCGCCGAGUCGGUCACCUUGGUAAUUGCAUAAUAUCAUCUUGAACUUACUCACAGGAACCGUGCUGACAACUUAUUGACCUGGGUGCAAGCUCAGGACAGUAGCGCCCUCGUAACAACUUGCAGCAACCACCGCUAACCUUACUUGUCGACCCAACAAAUACCAACUACUUAUUAGACUCUACUGAUCGACAAAUUGUACAAGCAGAGCGGUCUCUCUUGGGCCAGAUAGGUCAUCAGCACCGAUUGUCGCCGCGGAGAGACGAACCGUUAGUGGAGCUGGUGCUUUGCAUACCCUCUUGUUGAAGCUAAUCAUAGUCUUCAAUGGACCACACGGCGGCUUGCUAGUUUGGCGAGCACACAUCGCCUCGCUUGCUCACCGGUGACUGGGGUUAUUCCCAGUACUGCGGUGACAUAUCAAGUGUCAUGACAGCUGAAGUUUCAGCGCAUUGCCGAAGGCCGUGUCCAUUCGAGGGCGAGGGCCCUUCAGGCGGUACACCUGGCCACGCCUCAGCCCAGCCCGCCUGCGCAGCGGGCCGCGGAGCCCAGCCUCGCCAGCGGCGAAUGCCGGCGCGGGGACUGACCCUGGCGCUGCUGCUGGCGGCAUGCCUGGUAGCAACUCCGUUUGCAACUGCUAUGGAGCUAAAACCCCAGCAGCAGCGGGAGCUGCAGGGCUCAAAGGCCCAGCUAGAGGAGGAGCAGUCGCUCCUGGUGGUAGUAGCCGCCGCGGGGGGCACCGUGUCAACUGCCAACACGGCGGCAGCGUCCCACCAACAGCACCAGCAACAUCACCACCAUAGGCGGGUGCUGUCGGAUGGGAGUGCUGCUGGCAGCAGUGGCGGGCGGGUGCAGUGGCCGCUGUCCCAGUCCGACCUGGGAGUUGCGGCGACCGCCCCGCGCCACCUGCGGGAAGGCAGCAGCGGCAGGAGCAGCGCCGGUCGCAGCAGCGGCAGGAGCAUUAGUACUGGUGGCGGCAGCAGCGUCAGAAGCAGCGGCCUGGACGGGUGGUUCGGCCUGCCGGGAGAGCUGAUGCGGCGGGCGCUGGGCUGGACGUCGGUGGCGGAGGAGGACGUGGCGAAGGCACAGGAUUUACUGGCGACGACCGGAGGUGUGGGCGGCGGCGGCUUGGAGGAGGCAGCUAUGCGGCGAGCAGCACAGGAGGGGCAAGCACCACCGCCGCCACGGCGCCGCCGCGUGCCAGUGCCGGACGGCGGCGGCACCCUUCUGUCACUGCCUCCGCCCGAAGUCCUGCAAAGCCCGCCACCGCCGCCGCCGCCGUCACCGCAGCCGCCUUCCCCGCCGCCGCCGGAUGUACCGCCCCCACCCGGAGCGCCGCCGCCACCGGAGCAGAACAACAAUGUGCCGGAGGACUCGCCGCUGCCUCCAGGUCUGCCGCCGCCACCGGAUGUGCCGCCGCCACCGGAUGUGCCGCCACCUCCGCCGAAACCACCCAAAAAGCGUGGCAAGUCGCCGCCACCGGAGGCCAAGCGGUCGCCGCCGCCGUCGCCGCCGCCGCGGCCCUUGCCACCGCGGCCCUCGCCGCCGCGGCCCUCGCCGCCGCGGCCCUCGCCGCCGCGGUCUUCUCCCAAGCCCGUGAUUGCCCCGCAGCAGGAGUCCUCACCACCGCCCUCGCCCUCGCCGCCCUCGCCCUCGCCGCCCUCGCCCUCGCCGCCGCCACCGCCCUCCCCGCGGCCGCGGUCGCCAGCGCGGCAGCCGCCGUCCCCGCCGCCGCCUCAGGCGCCGUACUCUCCCGCGCCGCCGACGCAGCCUCAGUGGCCGCCGCUGUCGCCCAACCCGCCGCCGGGCCGGGUGCUGCCGCCCAACAACGUCCCGGAGGACCUGCUGGUCACUGGCAGGUACAUCCGCGCCGGCACCAGCAUGAUCGUGGCUGUGCACAUGACCUCUGUGCCCGGCACGGACCGCUUCCUGUUCAUGGAGCGGCCCAGCGGCUACCACCCGGACGGCUCAAACACCAUCGCCGGCUUCUUCGACGUGCCCACGGGCGGCUGGACGCACAUCAAGAGCCCCGACGGGCUCUUCUGCUGUGGCCACACGCUGCUGGACAGCGGGGACGUGCUCAUCGUGGGAGGGCACCAGGCCAACGCCGGCUACCCCGACGGCAUGAAGUCCAUCCGCACCUUCAACCGCUCAUGCACGGACCUGCAGCUGCGCAAACUGAGGGAGAUGAAUUGGCGCCGGUGGUACCCCUCCGCCACGCUGCUGCCGGACGGCCGUGCCCUGGUCAUGGGCGGCACGCAGGGCGUGGGCGCCGGCACCGCCAACAACCCCUUCUGGGAGAUCUACGACUGGGCCACCAACGGGCUGCAGCAGUUCGCCAUGCGGCCCGGGUACCUGGACUCAGCCAACCAGGUCUACUACCCCUUCAACUACGUGCUGCCCUCCGGCCUGCUGUUCACCUUCUGCGGCCGCGCCGGCUUCAUCCUGGACUGGAACACCAACACCUGGCGCCAGCCCGUGCCGCGGCUGCGCGGCUACGCCACCACCCAGUUCCCCUACACCGGCACCAGUGUCAUGCUGGGUCUGUACCCGGAGAACAACUACCAGGUUGAGAUCAUGCUGUUUGGCGGUCAGAAGGAGGCGGCCAACAAGGACCUCAGCCUGAGGGCCAACCGCGGCGCCAACCGCCUGAAGCUGUACUGGGACCCCGCCAUCUCCAACUACACCUUUGACGGCUGGGCGGAGGAGAUGAUGACCAUAAGCCGCGUCAUGCCCGACUCGGUGCUGCUGCCCAACGGCCAGGUGGUGGUGCUCAACGGCGCGCAGACGGGCCUGGCGGGCGACAGCGCCAGUGGCGGUGACAGCCGGGCCGACUACCCGGUGCUUUACGCGGAGCUGUACGACCCGGACGCGCGGCAGGGGCAGCGCUUCACGCAGCUGGGGUGGACGCAGAUCCCGCGCAUGUACCACUCCACGGCCUGCCUCACCACCAACGGCACCAUCAUUGUGGCGGGCUGCGACCGCUGCUACAGAUACACGGUCAACGACGGCUGGGACUACGUCGCCAGUCCCGCCAAGGCCGAUUACCGGGUGGAGCUCUUCCAGCCGCCCUUCUUCUUCAUGGACAACCUGAAACCCGCCAUCGUCUCUAUCCAGUCCGACAAAAUGGCCUACGGCGGAACCUUCCGCAUCACCUACGCCUUCCCAUCCGUGGUCGGCGGCGGCCCCGGCGGCGCGCCGCUGACAUUCAACGGCCAGCCCAGCCUGCCCAACGGCGUCGGCAACGGCAACAACAACCAGCUGCGCAUCACGCGCGCGGUGCUGGUGGCGCCGUGCUCCUGCACACACUCGUUCAACACGCACCAACGGCUGGUGGGGCUGGAGAUCCUGAGCGACAACGCUGCCACGGGGGCGCUGGUGGUGCGCGGCCCGCCCGACAUCUACACUGCGCCGCCCGGCAUGUACAUGCUGUUCCUGCUGAACGGGCCCGUGUACUCGCGCGCGAGCUGGGUGCUGCUGCAGCGGCCGUGAGCAAGCGGCCGCAAGGCGGGGGAGGCACGCUGGUGGCUGCAGCUGGCUGUAGCAGGGCACUGGCGGGAGAGGGAGGGGCAUUUGGGGAGGGGCGUGAGGCAGUAGCAGGGAAGCGAUGUAGUGUGCGGCUGUGUGGGAUGACAGCGGAUGAAGCACGUGGAGCUGGACCUGCACGCGCCGCGUGGUUUGAGCGGGGUUGGGCAAGGCAGGUGGUUGGGUUUAAUUACUGUGUCGGGCUCUGGCGCAUGUUGGCAGCCGUAGAGAGAUGCCGUGAAGUACGGUAGUUGGGGUAUAAUGCAGGAGUGGCGCGAGCUCGGGGAAAACCCAAGUAACACAAGCAUGUGUUUAUCUUUGUCGGGCGUGCUGUUUAGCCGGGGGCUGCAGGAAGCGUGCGCGGCGACCAGCACUGUACCGUACCUGUGGGCGUCAUUGUCCCCCUUUUAGUGUUUUCCCUCUUUGUCUUGCUUUCUAUUUCUAAUGUGGCAUGCUAGGAUGUACUUGGGAUUAGUCCGGUAACACGCACGACAUGCAUGACGCACUGCAAAGCACCGGGAGCCGGGCGGCAUAGGGCAUUACAGCCUUGAUGGCCCUUGGCGUGCUUGAGCUGAUAGCGCAGAUUUUGUUGGUAUCUAAUGCGGUGGCCAGAUGGCAAUGAAACUGGAAAGCCUGUGCAUGGGACACGUGUGUGGGAUGACUCUAGCUGUCUAGCAUUGGUUGUGAUCCAGUGCUGCACACGGGUGCUGCAGGGUAGUGCUGCUUGUAGUUAUCGACGUGCGUUGCGGAACUAAUGCGUACGUAGACCAGAGCGGAAGGCGGGGUUGCGGGCGCAAACAUUCUCUUGAGACGGCAAACGUGGCGUGGUGUGGUGCGUGACUGCAUGCAAACAAUUGUGCAAAGAAGAAACAUGCGGCGCCUGUCAUCGGCUGCCCAGUUGUCCAGAGUUGUCAUACGUGUUCUCUGUUGUAAUUCAUACCCGAU